Messenger RNA from Raphanus sativus (radish), 1380 nucleotides. RefSeq lists its product as uncharacterized. The transcript has 12 exons. Lineage: Eukaryota; Viridiplantae; Streptophyta; Magnoliopsida; Brassicales; Brassicaceae. Bases 1 to 1380 code for a protein of 459 amino acids. The record is from RefSeq and is a predicted model, not a curated record.
AUGUGGAGACAAUGCUCUGCUCGGGCUGGAGAGAGCAUUGAGAUGGUUUUAGUUGAUUCGAGUGGUGAUAAGAUACAUGCUUCUGUUAAGCAUGAUUUGUUGUCUCAUUUUGAAGAGAUUCUAUACGAAGAUUUACCUCUAGCAUUGACUGGUUUCCAGCCAGUACAUUUUCGUGAAAUACUGGAUGGUAAUCUCAAUACAGCCUUUCUGGUUGAUGUUAUCGGUGAGAUUGUUGAGGUUAGUCCUCUUGAAAUUGUUGCCGUGAAUGGAAAAGACACUGAAAAGAUUUCAUGUGUGCUGCAGAAUGAAGAAGAUAUUAGGCUUUCAUGUGUUGUCUGGGGACAAAGUGCCAAGGAGGUUAUUGAUGCAAUUCAACUUCGUAGUGAGCAUUCUGUUAUAUGUGUUUUACGAUUUGGCAAGAUCAGAGUCUUUAAAGAUGAUCGAAGUAUAUCAAAUGCGUAUAAGGUAUCUCAUCUAGCCUUCAACCCCGAAAUGCAUGAAGUUGCAGCGUUCCAGGCAGUGUUGCCUAAAGAUUCUUUAUCGUUGGCUGUUGUCGAGCCAAAAGCUCUCUCCAUUGUUUCUAUGAUCUCAGAGAAGGAGGAUUUUUUUAUUCAUACUCCACGGAAAACUAUCUCGGAGAUUUUACAGACCAGAAAUGUGGAGAUAUGUAUUGUUAUGUGUACAAUAGCUGCAAUUGAUACCGACAUGGGAUGGUACUGUUUGGGUUGUCGAGUCUGCGCAACGAAAGUGUUGACUGUACCAAAUGACACUGAUGAUGCUGUCAUAACCAUACUCGAUGGGGGGUACAGAUACUACUGUACUCGGUGUAAGGUUGUGAAUCCUAAACUUUUGCCAAGGUUCAAUUUACAUUUGGUUGUACUUGAUAACACAAGCGACAUCAAACUACAUCUAAUUGACAGUCUUGCAUUCCAGUUGCUCCAUGUACCGUGCGUUGAGUUAACUGGUAAAGUUACAUCAGAGAUUCAGGAUCCUGGUAAUUUACCUAAAGCUUUGACUGAUUUGGUUGGUAAGACGUAUCUGUUUAAGAUCGUUAUCGAGCGAGAUAAAUAUCUCUACAAGCACGAGACAUUCAGGGUUCUGAACAUUAUAACACAAGCAGACAUGAUAAAUGAGUUUCAUGUUAGCUAUUAUCCUACGGGAAAUCAACAAAUUGUCAGCCCUUCGUGUAUAACCGUUUCACCACUGCCCGUGGGUGGAACGAUGGAAACGGGUAGUUUCUCAAACUCAAAGAUAUCUACUUUUCUAACUCCAGCUAAACGGGCUGGACUCCCGAUUAAGGAUUUGUUUUCAGACUUUGAUGAGAUAAGUGAGACAAAAGUUGCACCUUUGCUGAGGAUCAAGAAGGAGGAAAAUAAAUGA